Molecule: messenger RNA, 1452 nt
Organism: Aspergillus oryzae RIB40
Lineage: Eukaryota; Fungi; Ascomycota; Eurotiomycetes; Eurotiales; Aspergillaceae
Product: flavin-containing monooxygenase
Exons: 1
Coding region: 1-1452 (483 amino acids)
Molecular function (GO): NADP binding; N,N-dimethylaniline monooxygenase activity; flavin adenine dinucleotide binding
Source: RefSeq, a predicted model, not a curated record
AUGUCAACCAAAGAAUAUGAUAUUGUUAUCAUUGGGGCAGGAAUCGCUGGAAUCAACGCCGCAUACCGUAUCCAAGCACUGCUUCCCCAACAUAGAUAUGUCAUCCUCGAAGCCCGCGAGACAGCUGGCGGCACAUGGGAUCUGUUCCGGUACCCUGGCGUCCGGCUUGACUCCGAUAUCCACACCUUUGGGUUUUCUUGGCACCCAUAUGACGGCGAUACAAACAUGAUGGAUGGAGACUCUGUGUUCAAUUACUUGAACGAAACAGCAAAGCAAUACGGAAUCGACAACCAUAUCCUAUUUAACCACCGAGUCAGACGCGCGGCAUGGUCUUCAGCAGACAAUCUGUGGAAUGUAACAUCCACGCAUCUGGAUAAAGAAGUUUGCAUCCGCGCAACGUACGUGUUUUUCGCCACGGGAUACUUUGACCAUCAAGAGCCAUUGCGCGCUCAGAUACCUGGCCUAGACGACUUUGGUGGGGUGAUCGUCCACCCACAGUUCUGGCCAGCGAAUCUCGAUUACUUGGGUAAAAGAAUCGCGGUUAUCGGCAGUGGGGCGACGGCGAUCUCACUUGUUCCCAAACUAGCAGAGACAGCGUUUACCGUAACAAUGGUCCAGCGCAGCGCGAAUUACAUCCUACCAAUCCCUUCACCUGGAGGCAACCGAUGGGCACGGUUUUUAUCUUCAACUUUACCCCAUAAGGUCAAGCGCUUCGCUUGGCUGGCGGUUACAUUAGUCGGCUAUUAUGCAUGCCGGAAGUUCCCCGGGGCCGCUAAAGACUAUCUCCUCGGCCUGGUCCAGAAACAACUCCCAAAACACAUCCAAGCAGAUCCACAUUUCACACCUGGGUAUAAUGUCUGGGAUCAACGGCUCUUGGCCUGUCCAGAUGGUGACUUUUUUGAGAGCCUUCAUCGCGGUAACGUCCGCAUCGAGACAGCGAAUAUCCAAACCUGUACUCCCAACAGCAUUGUUCUCGAUAACGGGAAAUCCAUCGAAGUGGAUCUUGUCAUAACAGCCACGGGCCACAAGCUUCAAUUCGGCGGUGGAUCCACUCUUGAAAUUGACGGCAAGGUUUGUGAUAUCUCCAAAAGAUGCCUGUGGAAUGGUAUGAUGCUCCAGGGCGUUCCCAAUGCGUUCUUUGCUCUCGGAUAUCUCACCAAUGCCUCGUGGACGAUGGGGGUAGAUGUCACGGCCUUGUCUGCCUGUCGACUGAUCAACUACAUGGCGAAGAGGGACAUCCUCGCGGCUAUGCCUCAUGCCAAGGGUCCGUUGGAUCCGACUGUCCGGCCCAUCUGGAAUUUGAAUUCAACGUACAUGGCGGUGGGUGGAGACAGUCUGCCGAAAUCGGGGAUCGUCAGUCCAUGGCAGCCGCGGACGAACUAUAUUGCCGAUUAUCUUCAAGCGAAGUAUUGGUCUUUUAGCGAUGGUUUAGAGUUCACUAGAGCCGCUUAA